Molecule: messenger RNA, 1162 nt
Organism: Exaiptasia diaphana
Lineage: Eukaryota; Metazoa; Cnidaria; Anthozoa; Actiniaria; Aiptasiidae
Product: neurotrypsin-like
Exons: 4
Coding region: 100-924 (274 amino acids)
Cellular component (GO): membrane
Source: RefSeq, a predicted model, not a curated record
AACUGGGAAGCUCAAACUGAUGAGGGGAUGCAUUUUUGACGUGAUCUUUAAGGAGGUAGUAUUUGAACAGUGAAGCUAACAGUUCCAUACUCAUCGAAAAUGUAUCGAUGCUUGAUGGGAAUUAUGUUCCUGAUUUGGAAAGUGCAAUGUGUCCAACGUCAUCGACCAGCACCAUUGAGGUUACUGCAUAAGACAUCCUCACAGUCAUCAGUGAAAGGUAUUUUACAGAUUUAUUACAAUGGUGUCUGGGGAACAAUAUGCCUUGAUGGAUGGUCAUUUGCUAGUGCAACUAUAGCAUGUAAACAGCUUGGCUACCAGUUUGCAGUUAUGUCCAAGCACUUAGGACAAGGACCUGAUCCAAUUUGGCUUGUUAAUGUUAAAUGUAACGGCGAUGAACCGUCACUAGACCAAUGCCAUCACAAUCGAUUGGGCCGUCUUCAAUACUACUGCAGUCACAGUAAAGAUGUCGGCAUCGUGUGUAAUACUAAAACAGCGCCAUUGAGAUUGAUAAACAAAACAAAACCUGCUUCAUCAUUAGUGCAAGGUAUUUUACAGAUUUAUUACAAUGCUUCAUGGGGUACAAUAUGCGAUGGCGGAUGGUCCUGGACUGCUACAAACAUAGCUUGCAAACAGCUUGGAUACCAUAGUGCAGCGACAUUCAAGUACUUGGGAAAGGGACCUGAUCCAAUUUGGCUGGAUGGAUUGAAAUGCAAUGGCAAUGAAUCGUUACUAGAUCAGUGCCAGCACCGAGGAUGGGGUAUCCAUAACUGCACUCACAGACAGGACGUUGGCAUCAUCUGUAAUACAAGUAAGAGACUCUUAAUUCUCAUACUAGAUGUUCAGUAUUUUAAUGCGACUUCUAACAGAAAGGGUCAUUCAGAAUCGACGAAAGCGCACUUCAAAGGGUUAGUUAUUUUCUGGUGAAAGUGAAACACUUAUCAUCUGAAGUUUAAACUAAAUGCAAGACUCAACUUUUGCACUAAACUACAACAAAUAACUUUUAUGUGUGAACUUUUAACGCUUUACAUGCAUGCAAACGCUAAGAAAUGUAAAACAAAUCAAACGUUCAGAGGCUUACACUUACUAUUAUAGUAUGACGGAGUAUGAUUUCAACAAAAUUGUAAAUGUUUCGGCUUUCCUUUUAUUUUCAUGUCUUUAUUAA